GUCCCAGGGCGGGGUCCCUGGCAUUUAGGAAGAGGGUAGCAUUGGGCAGAGCGAGAUGCCAUGCUGAGAGGUCCCAAUUCCAGCUGCGAAAGAGUGUGAAUGGUGAGUGGCUUCGGAUCAGCAUAGAGAUAUAGCAUCGUCGCUGGAUGAGAAGAAAUCUGAGAAUCCUGUGGCGAAUGCCUUUUUAUUUUGCCAGAUUCCCUACCCAUGCUGGCGGGCUUUGGCUUCGUCGCAAUAGACUCAUGCAGCUCCGCUGCCUAGCCAUUGGUUACUCCACGAACCAAUGGCCAUGCAGUUUCACUGCGAGAUUGAAAAAGGCUUCAGUUCAGGAGAAAAAAGACUUUUUCCAAAUGCGUCUAGCAAGACGCAGUACAAGUGUAGUAUCCAAAGGGAACUAUUAUUUCUACAGGCUUCAGUAAAAAUUUGCACUGAUAGAAAUUACAAGUAUAUAUGUUGGUAUUGUUAAUUUUUGGAGGGAACUUUAUUUUUGGUUUAAAUCGCAGACAUGAAAAUGUGUAAUGUGUUGUGACUGUACACAAACAAGUGUUAUGAACUGUAUUGCCUUCAUUUGUCUUUGUACAUAUUCAUUAUUGUUAUGCAUGAAGCAUGUAAUGUAAUGUUUGUUAAUAAGUGUUGUGCCAUGUUAUUAGUCUGCAGUUCAUGUUGUAGCAGAAAUGCGUGUCUGUGUUUGUCUGGAGAGUGAGUGUGAGUCCGGAAGCGGCUGGUUUUCCCUGGAGUGAAGCUGGAAUGUGCAGCUGGACUCUUAUCAGGGAAUGUGGCAGUGAGAAGUGAUUCCUCCUCCAAGAUUAUUUGAAGAUGGACAAAUCACUCGGCCUGAUCUUCCUGUUGAUCUGUGUGGGGUUUGUGGGUCACAUGACACACGCUGCUUUCAUGGAGAAACUGGCAAACUUUAAGAUCUGUGCAGACAAGGACUGUUCAUAUGUGAUUUCAAUGGCUAAAGCUCUUGAAGACUACGUGGCUUCAGACUGCAGAUACAUCAACCUGAGACGUGGCCAGAUGAUCUAUGUGUUUUCUAAACUCAAGCCUGUAGAGGGAGCUGGAGUCUUCUGGUCUGGAAGUGUCUACGGUGAGCGCUAUGUAGAUCAGAUGGGUGUGAUUGGAUAUUUCCCCAGUAACUAUGUCAAUGAGACACAUGUUUUUCAGGAGAAAACGGUUGAGAUCCCAACCACUGACAUGGACUUCUUCUGUGCGUAAAAGACUUACACUAGCGGUUCUCAAAUAUUUAGACUCGUAGUUCACAACAAUAUUCAAAUAGGCCUAGUUUUGUCCUCAAAACUUAUUUUAAUCUACUUCCUAGUUUCUGUAAAGUAAAAUAAAUCACUAAAAUAAUAAUAAUUAAAAUAACAGCUUAAUGUUCUUCAGGGAUCACACUAUUUUUAACUAAUUAAUUUACACAACUUUUCCAGUCGUUUGUAAUAAGAAUUAAGGAUAGAGAUUUUAAAUUAAUUGUUUCUCACAAUUUCUACAUAAUGAAAUUCUUUAGAGCUUGGCAUAAGAAAAAUUAAUGUUCUUUAUAAAAGUGCUCAAACAUUUUGUAAUUAGCCUACCUCCUAUAUCAAGACAUUCAGUUGAGGAAAAUAAUAAAAAUUGUUGUUUUAGCUUAUUUUUAUGCCGUUUUGUCUUAUUUCAAAUCACUUUAAGCCAUCUUGAGGCACAUUUGGAGGUUUGCCCCAGACCACUGGUCGCUUUGUAUAAUCAAGUUUUUUUUAUUUUGUGCAUUUCAACAAAAUAUUUUAUUUUUUCAUUGGAAUGUUGCAUUUCUGAACCUUUCCAUUUGCUAUUGAGGAUAAACCGAAUAAGUUAUAAAUGUUUUUAAAUAACCAUUAAGUAUUUUAUUAUUUGGAGCAAAUUUAAAGUGAAGUAUGUAAAUAAAUGACAUUGCCUGGAAUAGAAAAGUACAGGAAAGUAUUUCCAUACUUGUAUAUUAUGGUGUGUUUUUUGGCUAUAUCUCUUGCCACAGUAAACUUUAUGCGUGGAAA
This is a messenger RNA of Carassius gibelio (silver crucian carp), 2000 nucleotides long. Its product is annotated as otoraplin. The coding region runs from base 817 to 1215 and encodes 132 amino acids. Lineage: Eukaryota; Metazoa; Chordata; Actinopteri; Cypriniformes; Cyprinidae. The record is from RefSeq and is a predicted model, not a curated record. The transcript has 4 exons. Gene Ontology annotation, biological process: cartilage condensation. Gene Ontology annotation, molecular function: protein binding.